AUGAAGUGUGCUUACACUGCGUACUCCGAAUUGCUUUCGAUGAUAUUGCUAUGUACCGCCGCCAACGACCUUUUUGUAUCCCCGCAAGUGGCAAUACAGGAUUAUGCGCGACAUGCGUUGCCAAUCACCUUUGCUGUUUUCGGAUUCCGACCCAGCGCAGGCCGAGCACUCGCGUCCGAGCUACUCCGAAAUACGUUGACAGCAACCAACCCCCAUUCAUACGCCCAUUGGCAGGCUACCUACCAGGCAAUUGCGGAAACUAUGAACGUGACAGAAGUUGGAGUCCGCCGUGCGAUGGUAUGGGAUAACCGUGUCUUGCUACCUCGUGACCGUGGUGCCGCAGUUUUUCUAGACUGA
Penicillium vulpinum is the source of this 357-nucleotide messenger RNA. RefSeq lists its product as uncharacterized. NCBI's taxonomy places the organism in Eukaryota, Fungi, Ascomycota, Eurotiomycetes, Eurotiales, Aspergillaceae. The transcript has a single exon. The record is from RefSeq and is a predicted model, not a curated record. Bases 1 to 357 code for a protein of 118 amino acids.